Messenger RNA from Cuscuta campestris, 1202 nucleotides. NCBI's taxonomy places the organism in Eukaryota, Viridiplantae, Streptophyta, Magnoliopsida, Solanales, Convolvulaceae. The record is from the annotation of a GenBank genome assembly.
AUUGCACUUCUCACCGUUCUUUGAUCUCUUCUCAAAGACUUUAAGACGCAAGUGCUGCGGUUGGAUCGAUUCACCUGCAAUUUUUUUCAGACCUAAGGACACAAGUGCUGCAAUUUUUUUUCAAACGGAGAACGCAAGCGCUGCAAUUCAUUGCAACUAUAUUUUUUUUUUAUAAUUUAUUGUUAUAGCAUCUGCCCGUAUGGACCAAGAAGAGGAGAACAAGUAUACUGAAGAUGAGAUGUGUAGGUAUGAGGAAAAGAAGACAAGAGAUCCAACUCUGAUGUCAGACCUAAUUCAUGGUAAGAGCAAAGGAGCACGCUUAGAAGUAAUGUCAAUGGCUGAAAAUGAAAGAAUAUCUUUGAUAAUGGAAGACGGUGUGUUUGGCAUGGAGCAAAACAAUUUCAUUAGCAAAAAUGAUAUCAGUCACUUUUGUUUAAUGAAUCCAAUAUCUAGUAUUUGCAUUUCUAUAUACAUGAGGCAUCUUUGGUCAGUAUUGCAACAAAAGAACAAGGGUCACCUGUAUGGAUUUGUUGAUCCAAGUCACAUCUCUCAAUCAACUGGAAAAAUUGAGGCUAGAUCAAAUGCAUUAUCACAUAGAUUUGAAUCUGCCCACUUAGACCAGUUAUUUUUUGCUCCUUAUAAUACAGGGAAUCAUUGGUUACUGGUUGUUAUCAACCCUUUGGCGGCAUUGGUGUAUUACCUUGACCCGUUGAGUGACAUGAAUGUCAAUCUUGGAAUGAAGAAUGUUAUCGAAAUUGCCAUGAAGAUAUUUUAUGCUCAAAAAGGUGUAAAUAGUCGUAAAAAAAUACAUUGGCAAGUUAUUCAGUGUCCUAGUCAAGCAAGAGUUGAGGAGUCUGGAUAUUACAUCAUGAAAUACAUGAAAGAUAUCAUUGGAACUUCAAUCAAUACAAUUAAAGAUAAGGAAAAAAAUUCAUACACCCAAGCAGAGAUUGAUGAAGUUCGAGUAGAGUGGGCAGAAGUGGUUGACUCAUAUAUCCAAGCAAAUGAAGUUUAAUAGUUAGCAUAUUUAGAUUUGAAAUAACAUAGAUGGAUAUAUGUAUAUAUGAUCGAAAUAUGAUGCGGUGGUUUUGUAUUUAAGUAGAUGUUUCAUUGGUCAACUUGAAUUGAUUUUUGGUCUACCGUACUUCUAAUUUUGGGAUUUCCCAUCUUUAAUUAUUACUUAAUGAAAUUUUGAAUUAAAG